AUGAAGUUCUCUGCCUUGAUCGUCAUCGCCAGCGCGGUGGUGCAGACGCUUGCCCAUCCCCAGUUUCUAUCAAUCCGCGAGUUUGUUCCCCAGGAGUGGAUUGCUCCAACUCCAGACGCCUCUCGUGGCCCCUGCCCCGGUCUCAACACUUUGGCCAACCAUGGGUAUAUCCCUCGCGACGGCAAGAAUAUCACACUCGACAUUCUUAAAGACGGUAUGCUCACCGGCUAUAACAUUGAGAACUUGGAUGCUGUUAUCCUCUUCACUCAAGCUAUCAAGACCAGCCCCAAGUAUCCCAAUACCCACACCUUCGAUCUGGCUGAUCUUGGACGACACAACAUCCUCGAGCAUGACAUUUCUCUCAGUCGUUCCGACGCAUUCUUUGCUGAUCCGAACCCAUUCAACGAGACCGUCUGGGCGGAGUCCCUUAUCUACUUUCCCGACGACCUGUUGACAGUCGAACAAGUCGCCAAGGCGAGAAUGGGCCGCUUAGCGACCUCCAAGAAGACAAACCCUGAGCACUCGUUGUCUAAGCUAGCUGAUGGCUUCAGCUGGGGCGAGAUGGCGUCCUUCUUUGAGAUCAUGGCUGAUGGCACCACCGGCACGGUGGAGAAGAAGUUUAUUGAGUACUGGCUGAGAAACGAGCGCAUGCCGACGGAGAUUGGAUGGCAGCGACGCCCUACGAUUAUGCGGGGUGGUGAGCGCGUCGAGUUUACUAGAAAGCUCAUGCAGGCUGCCGGCGUUGCCCGUCGUGACAUCAAGAGUGAUGCUUACGGUCGUAAGCUGGUCAUGUGA
This is a messenger RNA of Fusarium mangiferae, 795 nucleotides long. RefSeq lists its product as uncharacterized. The transcript is spliced from 4 exons. The coding region runs from base 1 to 795 and encodes 264 amino acids. Lineage: Eukaryota; Fungi; Ascomycota; Sordariomycetes; Hypocreales; Nectriaceae. Gene Ontology annotation, molecular function: peroxidase activity. The record is from RefSeq and is a predicted model, not a curated record.